Cryphonectria parasitica EP155 is the source of this 1257-nucleotide messenger RNA. RefSeq lists its product as uncharacterized. NCBI's taxonomy places the organism in Eukaryota, Fungi, Ascomycota, Sordariomycetes, Diaporthales, Cryphonectriaceae. The transcript is spliced from 5 exons. Bases 1 to 1257 code for a protein of 418 amino acids. The record is from RefSeq and is a predicted model, not a curated record.
AUGGCAUGGUCAAUCACUGUCAUCCAGCGUGGUUACGAGACAUGGUUGGCCACGAGCGACUUGUUCAACACCUGGUUAUCGAUGGCACGAGAGAUUACAUCUAACACCACAGUAGUUCACGCCGCAAACAACCUUGCUACCGUUCCUCUCGCCCUCAAUUACUGCAAGCACAUUCAAUUGCCUAUCUUCUUGCAGACCCUGGCUCGAUAUUACAAGAACGCGACCGACUAUAUGAUACGGAUCAAGUCUGGUGAUGGCUCAGCCAGAAGGGUUCUUGCCAAGCUUGAGAAAAGGAUGAUCGAAGACUGCCGUCAUCUAACUGACGCCCGUAUUAAGGCAGGCUGGCCACGGAAGAGCUGUACGGGGCUCAAUAUAAGUGAGGAUGAGAUGGCGUACUUUGAGGAGGAAUGGGUCUCCAGUCAGCUCCAUCCAGACAGCUCGGUAACGUUUGACCGCGGCUACAGCGGCAGGGAGGGCAGAGUCUGGUCCAAAGAUGAAAAGGCUCGCGUGCUUCAAGUCGUGGAGGAAACAGAGGAAUGGACUGGGGUUAAUCUCCCUAUGCAUCAAGGCUGUUCUUACUUCGCCCACAGCGAUACUCUCCCGUCAGAUUGGUCCUGGACACGACACCACGGCAAACAAAUGCGUCCUGGAUGGGCCUCCACACCUUGCAGUCUCCGAGAUCGUAUCAACGGGAACAACAACAUCCUCAUCGAGACAAGAACCAGCAAUUUCCUCAAGCAUAACUUUGCUGAGCUAGGAACCGCUGAAGGGCCCGCCGGUCCACGUUUAGCCAGGCUGGGCACGUAUUACUUGGCUCAAGUUGCCAGGCCUUAUGCUACAUGGAUAGGCUCUUCAAGAAAGGGGAAAGGUGUAGGAAGGAGAAGCGACUUGAUGAAUGAGAGCAGAUAUGCUCAAUGCAAUAGGACAAGUCUCUCGCAGUUCUGUUUCCAAUGGCAUAAAUACAGCUGCCCUCGUAUCAUCGACAUGAACAGGUUACUGGCCCUAUGUGCUUGGGUAUCACAGUUGCCUCACUUUGAUAUUUGGAUCUUAGAUGCAUUCAGCCACACCAAAUCUCAAAUCUUGCACAUACAUCUGAUCCUUGUGAACUGGGCUGCAACAGCCCGAUCGAUCUGCAUGUCUAUCACCCACAAUCGCAUGUAUUACUUUGAGCAAAGAUUCAUCGAAGACUGGCGCCGCCUUACUGAGGUCCAUAUAAGGCAAGCUGAACACGGAAGAGCCGCACUGGGCUCAACAUAA